Molecule: messenger RNA, 1260 nt
Organism: Closterium sp. NIES-67
Lineage: Eukaryota; Viridiplantae; Streptophyta; Zygnematophyceae; Desmidiales; Closteriaceae
Source: the annotation of a GenBank genome assembly
GUGUGCCUCGCGCCCCUCCCAACCCGAAACCCAAACCCCGCAUCUUCUACCACACUCCUCGCCGCCGCUCUCGCUACCAGCCCAACCCUCGUGCCGUUCACCCUAGUAGCAGCAACGCCUCUUCGCCCCAGCGCGCCUUCUUGUUCGUAGCUUCUUAUCCAGUAAAAAGCGGCGCCAUGGCGAGAGGCAGGCCGAAGAGAGGCAAGGCUAAGUCUAAGGGCACCCGGUCAGCGCCGAGGCCCGAGCGCAUGGAGACCGCUGCCGCUGUGCCUGGCGCGGAGGGCACGUCGAGACCUGCGGUGUGGCGGCCGGGCGUGGACGACAUGGAGGAGGGCGAGGAGCUGCAGUUCGACCCCUCCGCCUACAACUGCCUGCACCAGUUCCGCCUCAACUGGCCCUGCCUCAGCCUGGACGUGGUGCCGGACUCGCUGGGGGAUAACCGCAAGAGCUUCCCACACACACUCUUCUUUGUGGCCGGCACGCAGGCGCCAUCUGCAGAUGGCAACGUGGUGGCAGCAGUGCGGCUGGCGAACAUCACGAAGAUGCGGCACCACAGGGACGAGGAGGACGAGGACGGGGAGGGCGACGACGACGAGAGCGAGAGCAGUAGCGAUGAGGACGACGACGACCCCACCUCCAUGGGCGGCGAGGGCGCGGGCGUGUUCCGCAUCCCCAAGCCGGGCAAGCCCAUCAUGCAGGCCCGCAGUGUGGUGCACUACGGCGGUGUGAACCGCAUUCGCAGCAUGCCGCAGCAGCCGCACAUCUCUGCCUCCUGGAGCGACUCGGGUCGCGUGCAGGUGUGGGAUCUGACACCCCAGGUGCGUUCCCUGGCAGCCACUGCAUCGUCAUCAUCCGUGGCGGCGAGUGACAUCUCGCCCCCGGUGGCGCGGCAGGCGCCGCUGCACAUCUACUCGGGCCACGACGACGAGGGCUUCGCCAUCGACUGGAGCCCCGCCAACACUGCUAGACUCGCCACUGGCGACUGCAAGGGCGGCAUAGCGGAGUGGCGGCCAGUGGAGGGCGGCAAGUGGGUGGUGGGUGACACCAAGUUCAGAGGGCACGAGGGCAGUGUGGAGGACAUCCAGUGGAGCCCCUCUGAGCCUGAGGUGUUUGCGUCCAGCGGCGUUGACGGCACGGUGUGCUUCUGGGAUGUGCGCGCUGCCAGCCGCACUGCCCCCGCGCUCAGAGUGAAGGCGCAUGACGCCGACGUCAACGUCAUCUCCUGGAACAGAUUGGGGAAAGAGCGCCGUUUUUUUAAAA